GGUCACCAGUGACGGGAGGCGCCUGGUUUUCUCCCUUCUCAGUCUACUUUCCUCACUUUUCAAGCGGGAGUCGGAGUGUGUAUGGGGGAGGGAAAUGGUGAUGUUCCACCCAGUCCCUGCCCAGACUCCCUGAAUAGCUGGGUUGUUUCCACCACUACAACCAGCAGCGAAAUGGCUGAUGGUGUCAAAUAUUGUACAUCCCUGUCAUUAGGCUCCAGAGUUAACGGUCAGUUGAGAUGAACUUGGGGGGCCAGUCACACCUCUUUCCUAACCAUGGAGCUACACAGCAAGCUCCAUGUCUGGUGUAAAUCCAUUGUCUCCAAGUCUCAGCCAGGCCUUGUGUCAUGGCACUGGGAACAGCUCUGGCCUGCCUCCAUCAGAAGCUGCAUCUGAUUCAGGGGGCUCAUUGCUGACUUGUAUCUCAUGUUUGCUGUGAUGCUUUGGGAAUGGGAAGAACGUGUGGAAUAAGAGGAGUUUCAGUCUCCCCUUUGCUUCAAGAAUCAUUUCCCAGGGCCCUGCCCUCAGGACAUCAACCCCUCCGCCUACCCUGCCGACUUUCGCAGGGGUGACGAGGACAUGGGGUGGGUGCCCCAGGACCAUCAGCAGGCAGCCAACUGGGAUUACCGACACAGGAGAUGCGAGGAAGGCUUCAGGGACAGGCGGCACUCACCCUUUUCCCGAGACACUGAACCUUAUCCAGCUGACUUUUACGGGGGUGACAACGGUGGGUGCUGGGCACCCCAGGACCAUCCGCAGCCAGCCAGGUGGGAGAACCAACCCGGGAGGCACGAGGAAGGCUUCAGGGAUGGGUGGCACUUGGCCACGCCACCUAACCAGCACUGCCCGAAGUCAGUAUCAAGGGAGGAACAUGGCAACUCCUGGGACAGGGAGCAAGGCUUCUUCCCCAGGAAAUAUGGCCGCGGCUGGAAGCAUCACCGUGGCCCUUUCCGAGGCGGCUACUGGGGGAAAUUCGACCCUCACUACCACCGCAUUCAGUCUUGCUCCUCCAGAGAAAAGUUCAAGUCGUCCAGGUCAUCGGCCUCCCGCUCCCCAGAGAGAUGCUCGGCGUCGAGUAGAAAGAAAAGUGUUUCUUCUAAGACCGAGAAAGCGAAAACAGCAGCGCCCAAGAAGCCUGGAAAAUCCAAGAAAGACUCCACAGCUCCAGUGGAAGUACCCAAACUGCCCCAGGUCCACGCGGAAGCUAGCCAGACAGCCACAGACCCUUCCAGCCAGGCUGGCUCUGCGCUGGAUACUGAACCCCCAGAGUCACCUGAAACCACAGAGGAUCUUUAUCCCAUGAGAACAGAAGGAACUGAGCUGGGCCACCGUUCAGUCCUGCACCCACAGGUCCCGUCCUGCCCUGGGACAGUCCUCAUCCAUCUGAAAUCUCUCCAGGUCCAGCUGGGGGCCAGUCUGGAGGUUGCAGACAAUCACAGCCAGGCCGGCUGCACUCUGGCAACUGACUCAGUCCUGGCUGACACCCCGGAGGAUCUUUGUCUCCCUGAGGAAGAAAUCGAGAUGGUCCAGUUGGAAGCCAGCCACGAAGCCACAGACCGUUCCAGCCAGGCCGGCUCUGAUCUAGCUGCUGAGCCACCAGCCCCACCUGAAACUACAGAGGAGCUUCAUCCUAUCAGAACAGAAGAUACUGAGCUGCUCCAGCUGGAAGACAACCUGAAGGCCUCGGAUCUUCUCAGCCAGGCUGUCUCUGCUCUAGCUACUUUACCUCCAGUCUGGUCUGAGAUCACAGAGGAGCUGCCUCCAGUGGGAAAGGAAGAAAUUGAGCUGAUUAACCUCCUUCCCUCACCCUGUCUGAAAUCAACACAGGAGCAGCUGGCCGCUCAUCAGGAGGAGCCUUACCAAGCCUGCUCUGCUCUGGCUGCCCCGUCGGAGACCAUGGAGUACCUUCGUUCUGCUGCCAUACUGGCCAGAAAGGAAGAAAUUGAGCUGUCCUACCAGCAGUCCAGCCUGGCCUUCGCUGUGGUGGCCACCAUGCUGCUGCAGAAGGAGCCUUCCAUGGAGGCGGCGAUGGGCUCUGCGCUGCGGGCCAACCUGCGGCAGGUCGGCGGCCACUGCCUGCAGGAGCUGGAGCACUUCAUUCGCAGCUACGAUUCGGGCUCCGCCCGCUUGUGA
Messenger RNA from Dermochelys coriacea (leatherback sea turtle), 2130 nucleotides. RefSeq names its product periphilin-1-like. The transcript has 13 exons. NCBI's taxonomy places the organism in Eukaryota, Metazoa, Chordata, Testudines, Dermochelyidae. The record is from RefSeq and is a predicted model, not a curated record. Gene Ontology annotation, cellular component: nucleoplasm. Gene Ontology annotation, biological process: protein localization to heterochromatin; negative regulation of DNA-templated transcription; negative regulation of gene expression, epigenetic. The coding region runs from base 577 to 2130 and encodes 517 amino acids.